Messenger RNA from Blepharisma stoltei, 2385 nucleotides. The record is from the annotation of a GenBank genome assembly. NCBI's taxonomy places the organism in Eukaryota, Ciliophora, Heterotrichea, Heterotrichida, Blepharismidae.
AUGGAUGAAGCUAUGGUUCUUGUUGGAGUUUACUUACUCCCCCCCCUCCAUGAGUGAACACAACAAAAUUUUGUUCACUCACGGAGGGGGGUUAAUUUUUUUUUUUUAAAAAAAAUUUAUAUUUAAAUUUUAUAAAAAAUAUUUUUUUUUCGAAAUUUAAAAAAAUCCUAAUUUGCAAAAAUUGGAAAGCAAAUAUUAAUUUAAUUUAUAAAAUUUAUGUUUUAAAAAGCAAUUCGUUUAAAAUUAAACAGAAUUAGCUCUAGAUUUCAUUAUACUAAUUAUCACUUAUAUCAAAACUUUUUUCCAUAAAAAAUUUUUGUAUUAAAAAAUUUUUGUUCACUCACGGAGGUGGGUUUUGGGCAAAAAAUGGCGAUUUUUCUAAUGGUUUUGUUCACUCACGGAGGGGGGGGAGUUAGAUAAAUUAGGAUGGGGAAGCUGCCAAUCUCAAGUAUUUAUUCAAUGCGGGCUUGUAAGGUUCAUCUAGGCUCUCUCUGCAGUUCAAGUUUGAAUUCUAUCACAAAGUUUUGUGCUUGUCAGUGCAGGUCACGAUUGGGAUUUGAGCUCAACUGUGAAAGGUUAUAUUGGUAGCUGCCUUCAGUUCGGAAUGCUUAUAGGCUCAAUGACAUUUGGAACAUUAGGAGACAAGUACGGGAGAAUCUAUUCAUUCAGAAAAUGUGUCUGGAUUAAUGUCAUAGCAUGCUUUUGUCUUGUCUUCUCAUUUCAUUAUUCUAUGAUGAUGUUCUUUUACAUAAUGCUUGGGAUUGGAGUGGGAGGAGACUUGACGCUCGCUGGGACAGUCUUCAGUGAAUUCUGCCCACCUCAGAAAAGAUAAACCAAUUUAUAUUGAUUAGAGAUCUAUAGAUUAGCUGUAUUUUACAGUAAAAAUGUUUUAUAGACUAUAAAUGGGUAUGGCUGCUUGCUGGCUUGUCUGCUUUCUUUCCACUUGGAGGGACUUUUGCUUCUUUGACCAAUUUAUUUAUCUACGGAGUUAUUGGGGAUGAGGAUAAUGACUGACGGUUUAUCGUUGGGACUUUUUUUGUAGUAGAAUUAUGCAUAGCGACCUGGAGAUUAAAGCUCUAUGAGACACCUGCUUACUACAUCAUGAUUGGGCAUGAGUCAGGGGCUGAAGAAACUUUAAGAAGAAUUGCAAAAGAAAACGGCCAAUCAAACAGCUUUACUUCGUACCACCAAGCAAUGAUGUCAAUCAUCCAAAGAGAAGAAUUAGCCCCACAUAAAGAACGACUUAAGGGAUUCGACAGCAUCAAAGUUUUAUUUUCAAAAAAAUUCAGAAAAACGACCAUCUGUAUUACUCUGAUUAAUUUUUUGACCAUAUCUGGAUAUAUUAGCCUUCUCCUAUUUAUGCCAACAUUCUUGGGAGAUUUCUCUCGAAUGGAGCGUUAUCUCAUUAUAUUGAUGCAGGCUUUAGUUGCAAUUCCAGGGAAUAUUACAGGCUCUUUAUUGGUCAGAUCCAAGUUUGGGUAAUUAUAACGGAUCUUCAGUAUUAUUUUUAGCCACUUGAUGUCCCGUGGAUAAUUUUGCAUUGACGCUAAGCACUGUCCUCAUUCCUAGACUUUUACUCUUAACGUGACCAAAAAAUAGUUACGAAAGGUCUCUUGGACCUUCUUCUGGGUCCAACCUAACGAGAAAGACUCCCUCUUCCUCCGACAGGGCUCGGAAUAUGGGCAGAUCGCCUUAGUCUCAUAACCUAUCUCAGCCAUAUCAUAGGCUCGAGAAUACUACAUGGGGUUCUGAAGGACAUUGCGCCAAUAGAUAUGCCUGCAAGCCAAGGAUAAAAGGACGAGGGUUAGCCCCUGGACAAAAAAAUCCAACCCAGAAAAUUACCGCAACGCAGAUCUUCUCCUCUAGGUCAGAUCAACUCAUUAUUCAUUAUAGUCCGUGCAAGAUCACUCCAUUUUUAUAAUUCUUAAGUUUGGGAGAAGAAACACAAUUGCGAUGGGUCUAGGAUUUUCAGGGACUUUAUGUGUUUUGUUCUUCAUUGACGUUGGGAGUGCAGCUGUAAUUUUUAUAUAGACUAUUGGAUGUGUCACAGCCAUAAAUGCUUUAGUUUUAAUAUCAAUUGGUGCUUUGACUACAAUUACAGCUGAAUCAUAUGAUACUGAUAUUAGAAGUUGUGCAAGUGGCUGGCAUACUGCAUUUGGAAGACUCGGAGGGAUUGUUUCUCCACUGAUUAUAGGAAGACUAUUAGAUACAUCUCAUGGGAAAAAUUUAUCGGUCACUAUUUUUGCAAUUUGUUUUUUCGUAGCUGGGAUGUUUGCGAGCAUGCUUAAAGAAACAAGAAAGGUGCAAAAGAAAGGGAUUUUGAGAAUGACGAUGCAAAGAUCAAUGGCGAUUAAAGCCAGCACUGCGAAGUCCCCACUUCUAUAG